Molecule: messenger RNA, 1803 nt
Organism: Cyanidioschyzon merolae strain 10D
Lineage: Eukaryota; Rhodophyta; Bangiophyceae; Cyanidiales; Cyanidiaceae
Product: methionine--tRNA ligase, chloroplast or mitochondrial
Exons: 1
Coding region: 1-1803 (600 amino acids)
Biological process (GO): methionyl-tRNA aminoacylation
Cellular component (GO): mitochondrion; chloroplast stroma
Molecular function (GO): ATP binding; methionine-tRNA ligase activity
Source: RefSeq, a predicted model, not a curated record
AUGCGACGGAAGGCGACCAGCUGGAGUCCGAUUUUGGCGUACGGCGUGUCCCUGACGGGCACAGAGCGUUGGUCUGCAGCACCGCGCACCUCAGUACAACUGCUUGGCGCUUUCCUCAGCUGGAGAGGUGCUCCAGACGGGUGCCGCUGUCGGCAAUCUGGAUCCAAAAACGUGCGCUGGUUAAAGGCAAGUGUGAGGCAGCGGCAUCAGCCGUCGGGGGCCGAAGCGCGUCCGGCUCAGCCACUCGUUAUCACGACGCCCUUGUUUUACGUCAACGCGGCUCCUCACAUGGGAAGUGCUUACCCUACUAUGGCCUGCGAUGCGUUGGCUCGAUACCACCGAAUGCAGGGGCGUGCAGUGCGUUUUAUAACGGGUACUGAUGAGCACGGUGAGAAAAUUGCACAGGCAGCUGCGGCUGCGGGUCGCACACCGCAAGAACACUGCGACCUUGUUUCCGGGGAGUUCAGGGCGCUUUGGGCGAAGCUCAACAUCUCAUAUGAUCGAUUUAUUAGGACAACAUCGGCGAACCAUGCAGCCAUGGUCAUGACAUUCAUGGAACGAGUGUUGCAGCGGGGAGACAUCUACAAGGCAAGCUACGAGGGACUCUACUGUACCGGCUGUGAGGAGUACAAAGACCCCAAGGAGCUCGUGGAGGACACCCAGUGUCCACUGCAUCUCAAGCGCUGCGAACAGCGAGCGGAGGAAAACUACUUCUUCCGUCUAUCGCGAUAUCAGGCCCAGGUUGAGGCACUGCUGGCAAACGACGACUUUAUGCGACCGGCCGAGCGCCGCAACGAGGUGCUCUCCUGGGUCCGCGAAGGUCUCCGCGAUUUCAGCGUCUCGAGAGCCAAGAACCCCUGGGGUAUCCCAAUGCCGAACGAUGCGAGCCAAACUAUCUAUGUAUGGUUUGAUGCGCUGCUCGGCUACCUGACUGCGCUCUUCGAUGAAGAUGAACCGCCGCAGCUCGAAAAAGUCGAAGAACGCGGCUGGCCGGCGCACGUUCACGUCCUCGGAAAGGACAUUACGCGUUUUCACGCGUGUUACUGGCCUGCCAUGCUACAUUCAGUAGGACUGAACGCACCCCAGCAACUAUUUAGUCAUGGAUUUCUCACCAAGGAUGGCAUGAAAAUGGGCAAAUCCCUCGGAAACACCCUCGAUCCUCAUGCCCUGGUGGAUGAAUUCAACGCUGAUGCAGUGCGAUACUACUUCCUGCGUGGUAUCGAGUUUGGUCGCGACGGUGAUUUCUCGCGCGAUCGCUUCAUCCAGAUAGUGAAUGCUGAACUAGCGAAUAGUGUUGGCAACCUUCUCAAUCGAACGCUGAACCUUCUGAAACGACACAACAAUCUAUCAUUGCCGGUUGUAGCACCAAGUGCGCAUCCCUUGGCAGACCUUACCCGAACGUGCACCGCUGAAGCAGCAGCUGCAUACGAGAAACUGGACUUCUCAGGAGCAGCCGAAGCGCUCAUGCGUAUCGCCUCGGAAGCGAACAGCUUCAUCGAUCACGAAGCACCAUGGACCAAACUACGCAAUCCAGAGACCAAGUCCGAAGCUUUUGCUGUUCUCGCCGUUAUUCUCGAAGCCGUGCGAGUCCUUGGUGUUGCGUUGUGGCCACUGAUCCCCGAGACCAGUGAGCGCAUGCUGCGCGCGCUCUGCUACCCUGUAGCGGGGCCAGGCGAGGUAGCGAGCACAGCAGCGGCAUUCGUGCCUUCGUGGCAUGACACCGAGUGGAACGCCCGCAGAGACCUGUUGCAGCCUGGUGUGCGUUUUCGCACCCCAGAGCCAGUGUUUCCCCGUCUAGAAUAG